Molecule: messenger RNA, 2609 nt
Organism: Drosophila novamexicana
Lineage: Eukaryota; Metazoa; Arthropoda; Insecta; Diptera; Drosophilidae
Exons: 4
Coding region: 1-2037 (678 amino acids)
Source: RefSeq, a predicted model, not a curated record
AUGGCAAAAUUGAAAUACCAGUUGCUUGGGCCACAGAGUCCGCCACGUUUCGGGGAGCGGACUUUACGGCUGCCCUUCAAAGUUCUGCUAGGCUCUGCCUCGGUUCUGCUGCUUGUCUUGUAUUAUCUUAGACAUGUCUCAGAAACAAGGCCAACUGUGGAAACUGAUUUAAAUGACCCAAGGCUUAGCUCUACGACUACAAUAAAUCCAAGUACGCAGAUACCAAUUGAAAUUUAUGUCUUCAAUUCAACUCUGGAGCACAACGAUAGCAAAUAUUAUGUGAAAACCUCAAAGUGUCGUAUGUCUGCCCCAUAUCCCUUUACGGCUGAUGUUUUGAAAAUAUAUAAACCAAAAACAUACAAGAAGUGCGAUCCAAGUAAGGAUCUCAUCACCGUGCACUUUGAGGAGGGUCUCUACAGGCUACAUAUGAACGAAGUGAAUAUCACAUGUUGUUAUAAACAGAUCCUGCGUUCCGGCGAUCGCGAUCAUGCGGACCAGAUGUAUAGAUUGCUGCCAUGCAGUAAUUUUCAUCAGGAUUUCGUUGUGCCUCAACACGUAGAUGCGAUCAUCACCGAAUGCCGUCGCUUGAAGGACAAAAAGCUGUUGCAACAGGAUGCCUUUGGCUUUGUGCAACCAGCGAGACAUGUGGACAAUCGCACAACUUUGAAUAAUUCAACAAUGGAUCAAUCCCCUGAGGGUAGACCCAGUGUCCUGCUCUGGGGCAUUGACUCCAUGUCGCGAAUGAACUUCCAGCGGACCAUGCCGUUGAUGUACAAGUAUCUCAGAGAAGAGAACUGGUACGAGCUGCAGGGCUACAACAAGAUGGGAGACAACACAUUUCCCAAUUUAAUGGCGGUGUUGACAGGAUUUAAUAGCACCAGAUCCCUGUCAGUCUGCCAGCCCAAAGAAGUGGGUGGCUUGGAUGCUUGUCCAAUGCUCUGGAAAAAAUACAAGGAAAAGCGCUACAUAACAGCUUAUGCGGAGGACUGGAGCCGUUAUUCUACGUUCAAUUUUUUAUUUAAGGGCUUUCAAAACCCUCCAACGGAUUACUAUGCACGUCCACUAAUGCUGGCCGUUGAGAAGGAGCUGCCGAAGGUGAACGACAUGGCCAUACCCUAUUGCGUGGGACGAAGGCAUUUAGCGGAGUAUAUUUCUGACGCUGCACUACAGUUUACGGAAUUCUAUAAAAAUCAGUCCACCUUUGGCAUGUUCUGGACGAAUUCCUUUAGCCACAACAACUUUGCCCUGCCCUCUUCCAUGGAUGCCAAGAUCCUUGAAUAUAUGCACACAUUGCAGAAAAGUGGAACCCUUGAAAAUUCCAUUAUUUUAUUCUUUAGUGAUCAUGGAAUGCGAUUCGGCGCACUACGCAGCUUGGAGAGUGGCUUUCUGGAGGAGCGCAUGCCCAUUAUGUAUAUUUGGCUACCCAAUUGGUUUAGGCAAAAGUAUCCAGAGCAUGUAAUUAAUUUAAUGCUUAAUCGGAAUCGCCUAACUUCACCGUACGACAUCCACGCAACAUUGAUGCACAUCCUGGAGUUGGAGACACCGUUCGCUAACUUACCAAGACCUGAAGGUUGUCCCAGCUGUCAUAGCAUUUUUUUGGAGGUAGCCGAGUCAAGAGAUUGCACCGAUGCGGGCAUCGAUGAACACUGGUGCACUUGCCUGGAAUUAGAAGAGGUGCCACAGACCGAUCCGAAGGCAAAACUCCUGGCAGACCAGCUGGUCGAGGCCACAAACAAUUAUUUGGCAGCUAAAAAUCUGACAGGAACGUGUGAGAUCCUGAAAUUAACUAAAAUUAAGUCUGUGAAAGCGCAAAUAUUAUCGCACUCAAACCAAACCGAUUCCUACCUGGUCAGAUACGAGACGGCACCAGCCGCGGCAUUGUUCGAGGCAACGGUCAAGUGGAGCAACGCGACACAGCGCAUCUCCAUUUCUGUGCCCAGCAUUAGUCGAAUGACGGCAUACAGGGAGUACUCGCAGUGUGUAGGGGAUGCUACUCUCAAGAAGUUCUGCAUCUGCAUGCAAUCAGCUAUUAAAUGAAUCAACCCCGGCAAUCCAAGCUGGUGGACUGUCGUUUAACCACAGCCAAAGAUGCAUCUGCAUUCCUUAGUAUCCUUGCUGUCUGUGCCUGUAUCUGUAUCUCGAGUGUAUUGUUGCCAACGCCUAUCGGCAGUUCCGAUCGCACCCUGUGAGUUUGCAAGCAGUUUCCGCAACUAAUUUGGGUUGGGCACAAAUUAGUUGACAAUUAUAUGACAAUUGCAGGACAUAAUUGCAGCAAUAUCAACGAUAAGAAGACAGCUGUUUAGUCUAUUGCAAUAAUUCAGUUUUCCUCUUUUCAUUAUUUAUGCAUUUGAUUUGCGCAUUUGUUGCUUGCCAACAGAUCAAAAUACCUUUCUUAAUAAGAACAAAUAAAAUAAUAUAGUGCAUAUCUUAUCGCGUAGUCAAUAAUACAUAUUCUAGGAAAGGUGAAGCGUCUCAGUCAAUUAGUUCAAGAACCUGUCAAAGAUAAGUUUUCUGUGAUUAUUAACACAAACAAAGGUUGUUUCUAGUAGUAAAUGUUUAUUCGAUUAAAGCUCCUUGAUAGCCUCGAAGUUGGCAAUCUUUUUUAUAUA